AUGGAUGAUCCUAAACACAGGACUCUCGAGUCUAAACAUGAUUUACUCAAAGAUGCAUUUAAAAAGCUAUAUUGGGACUACGAGGCUUUAAAAACCGAUUUGUCUUCAAAAAUCGAAGAAUACGCCAAAUUACAUGAGGAAAACACUCAUUUGAAACACUCUUAUGAUUUACUGGCCAAUGAAAUAUCGCAACAGAGUCAAAAAAACGUAAAACAUGGACCUUCCUCUUGGACGAAUCCCUUAACACUCAUAAAAGGAUCACAGUCAAAUGAGUCUGAAAAUUAUCAAAAGCUAAACGAAGAAAUAGCACAAUUGAAACUGAAAUUAGAGAAUUCACUUAAAGAAAACGAGGAGUUGAGUGUCAAAAAUGUUCAAACGACGAGAGAUUUGGAAGAUAAUAAGGCGAAGCAUAACGUGAUAGUUACAGAAUUGAAGGAUAGGCUGAUAGCACUUGAAAGUAUACUGAAGGACUUGCAAGACCAACUGAACAAUAACGAGAAUAAGCUGUCACAGUACGCGAACGAGAUUAAGCUGUUGAACACAGAAAUCGACAACAAGUCAUCGGAGAUAAAUACGCUGAACAAGGGAGUCGAGUCGUUGAAAAAGGAGCACUCGAAGGACUUAGAAGAAUGGAAGGUAAAAUUGAACGAAAAGUUUAAAUUUGACCUGAGAAGGAACAGCUAUAUUAAUUUGAACAACAUAUAUCAGAACGGAAGCGACGCACUUAACCUGGACGUCCACUAUUCAUUGUCAAAUUAUGAGCUGGUUAACCUACUGGUAGGGUCAUUCGGGUCGUUUUUCAGCUGCUGGAAGCUGGCGUUCAAGUUCAUACAAUGUUCACUGAUAGCGAGUGACAUGAAUAGAAACUCGGUAGAUGGAACACAUGAAUUUAAUGACAACAUCAGGUAUUCGAAUGUGUUCAGCAAUGUGGAUGUGAGAGUGUUGACAAACUUUGACAAACUAGUAAAGAAAAUUGACAAUGAGUUGGUGAUGGUGAACACUUAUUUUGAAAAGAUUAUGUUGAGAGGUGGAACGUUUGACUCGGAACAGUUUAGUAACAUGACAAGUGCAGUCAAGCAUUUGAGUGAGUUUUUUAAACUACAAAGGAUAUACUUUUGCAUCGAAGAGUAUGUGUUACCACAAGGAACGAGCACAAAGGAUAAUAAAAAACACUCAACAAAAUAUCUGAUUAACUUGCUUGGUGACAUUAAGAAGAUAGUUCUGAGGUUUUAUUGUAACGUUAAGUCAGCUCUGUACCUGAUUAACGAUAAAAAGAGGAAUCAGUCGAAGUUGUUAUACACAGUGUUAACGAAUGAGUGCGGAAGCAAUAGCUGUGAGUCGCCAGAGGAGCCGAGAGAAUUUUUUAAUGUGGGAUCGCAAUCAUCACUAGAUAGCACUCUGCAGUCGACCAGGUACGGAGAAUCGUACAGAAACGCCUCUACAAAGUCAAUAGAGCUGCAACACAGGAACCUCCACUACCUGAUAAAGAGCCUAUUCGCAACAGUCAAUGACCUUAAGACGACUUUGAACGAGUUGAAAGAGUCGCUAUCGCACAGGCUGUGUUACCCAAAGGUGCACAAAGGGUUCUUCCUGCCCUUCACAGGAGGCACGAAUCAAAUGGUGCAGCUGACGUCAAGUCUCUCGAAGCUGGAAAGUGAUCUGACGAACAUGACGGAAAUGAGGAUUAGGCUGUAUCUGAACUACAUGUACACCUCCCUGAAGUUUUAUUCAGACUCGAACUACUUCAACUUUAAAAACUACAAAGUGAAGACGCACAGCACGAUUGAGUACGUCAGUAGGUGCAACGCGGCGCUGUCAGGGUCAAAUCCGAGGAUAAAACUGGCGAACCUGCAGAAGGAUCUGAACCUGGCAAGGAGAAACGAGAAUGAGUUGGCGGAAUUGAAGCUGAAGUUCGCAAAUAUGCAGGAGUUGUUGGAAAUAGCAACAUACAGGUCAAAGAAGUACGAGGAUGAGCUGGAGCGGCUGAAGAGGACAAACGAGUUGGAGGCAAUAUGCGAGAGAAUAUUCAGCAAGCUGCAACUUAAGUUUGCGAAAGCAAACGCUAACUAUAGUCCAUACGUGAGCGCAAAUAAGUUGGAUUCGUAUAGGAAAAUCAGGAAGCUCAACGCCCACGUCAAGUACCUGCUGAAGACAAUAACGGCCCUGGAGGACUCAAACAAGCAGCUUAAGCUGGCGCUGGAGCUUAACAGAAGCCAGUAUCUGGCAGCAAAGGAGAACGAGGAUUCGAUUCACCUCAACUACAACGAGCAGCUGGUGCUGAUGAGUGAGCACAUAAGUGAGCUGAACAACGCGAUCCUGAAGAGCGAGUACAAGAUAGCGGAGUUGACGCAGACGAAGGUCUCGUGUCCAUCCUGCGGAUUCAACAACACGCUCGGCUCAAUGAUGGGAGUGGACGACAAGGGAAGGUGCUCCUCAUGUCGAUGCAUAGUAAUAUUUUCAAGCGACUGA
Theileria orientalis strain Shintoku is the source of this 2469-nucleotide messenger RNA. RefSeq lists its product as uncharacterized. The record is from RefSeq and is a predicted model, not a curated record. The transcript is spliced from 13 exons. The coding region runs from base 1 to 2469 and encodes 822 amino acids. NCBI's taxonomy places the organism in Eukaryota, Apicomplexa, Aconoidasida, Piroplasmida, Theileriidae.